AUGGAAUACAGACUCGCGCUGAGAGGGUGCUUGCUGGAUCGCGUGCGCACGGCGUCGGGCGGCUUUGCGGUCGCUGCGUUCGAGCAGCAGGACAGGGGCCGGGACACAGAGCAAGAUCAGCACGCAUACGAGCGCGAUGGUCGGAGCUGUGCGGAUCGUCUCAGGAUUCAUCAGCGCGAUGAGGAUAGCGAUUCCUGUGAGAACAGUGAGGGUACGGAUGAUUGGUCGCAUCCUUGCGGCCGGGCAGAGGAUAUGGGGCAAACUCGCCUUGGACAGGGCACGGAUCCGUUUUCCAAGCAAGUUUCGGGUGGUGCAGAGCGAGUCAGCGGUGUAUCGUCCACAUCGACAAUGACCAUUGAAUCCCUCCCCAUCCUGAAUCCAUCGCGUUGGUGCUCAAGCAGAGCGCUCAAGCGGUGUGCGAUGGUGGUGAUGAUCGCGGGCGGCGUGCUCUCGAUGACCCCCACUGUUGCGACGGCGCAGGAUGCCGGGACGAUCUCCGAUGCGGAGGUCUACGAGAAUCGACCGAUCGCGGCGGUGCUCGUGCGCGGAUCGAUCACUGCGGAAGGUACGCGGACUCCGUUGAGUCCUGAGGCGUAUCAGCAGGCGCUCAAUGUGCUUGUGUCCAAAGCCGGCGGGAUCUUCGAUGCGCAGGUCGUCCGCGAUGAUGUGCGUCAACUCAAUCGAUUGGGACUGUUCCAGCGCGUCGAGAUCUAUGCAGGACUGACUGAGAAUGGUGAAGUCGAGCUCGCGUUUGAUCUGCUCGAGCGGAUGCAGGUGAUCGAUGUCCAGGUGACUGGGAACACGGAGAUCAGCGACGCGGAGAUCCGCAGCGUGAUCGAUGUCAUCCCUGGGACACCGAUCGAUCGAUUCCAGAUCGAUCGAUCGGCGCGUCGCGUCGAGGAGUUGUAUCGCGCCAAGGGCUACUACUUCGUUCGUGUGAAUCUCGAUGAAGAGGAACUCGCGGAUACCGGUCUGGUCAUCUUCCGCGUGCUCGAAGGGAAUCGGCUCAAGGUCACAGCGAUCCGUUUCUCAGGGAACGAAGCUUUUGAGAACAAAAAACUCCGGCGCGAAGUGGACACCAAACAAGCGAACAUCUUCCGGCGUGGUCAGCUCGAUGACUCGGUGCUGGAUGUGGAUAUCGCGAACUUGAUCGAGUUCUAUCGUGAUCGUGGGUAUCUGGAUGUGCGAGCGGAUCGUCUGAUCCAGCCUGCUCCCAAUGGUCGUGAAGCGAUCGUGACCUAUCUGAUCGAAGAAGGUCCGUUGUACACGAUGCGUGAGGUCCAAGUGGACAUCGUGAGUCCCGACGGAGCGGAUCAGGUGUUUACGCGUGAGCAGAUUGCGGGAUUGAUGUCGAUCAAGCCGGGUGAUGUGUACUCAGUGCGCGAUCUCGACGAAUCUUUGAAAACGAUCCGCGAAGCGUAUGGGCAGAUGGGGUACAUCGACGCGGUCGCUGAGCGUUUGGAGCGUCGCGACGAGAACGAGCCGUUGGUGGACCUCGUUGUCGCGAUCUCGGAGGGGAGUCGUUCGCGUGUUGGUGAAGUGAUUAUCCAAGGGAAUGACCUGACAAGACAAGAGGUCAUCCGCCGGCAGAUCGAACUCAAACCCACGCGUCCGCUGGAUUCCAAUGCGAUGGAGCGGAGCAAGACUCGUUUGCGUCUGCUGCGAUUGUUCAAUGAGCGUUCUGGCGCCAAGGUGACACCCCAGGAAUCUGGUGUAGAGUUCUUCGCGGAAGUUUGGGACGAUGAGUUUGUCCCCAGAGCACGACGAGAGCAACAGCCGAGCGAGAGCGCGGACGGAAUCGAGCAAGAGCAGACUGAUCCGAUCACGCUGACGCUGUCGCCUCCGGAUAACACAACAUUUCGAGAUGUGCUGAUCGAGAUCGAAGAAACCAAUACAGGGAGUUUCGAUCUUGGUGGUGCGGUGUCCUCGGACUCCGGCGUAAUCGGUCGCAUCGCGAUCACGCAGCGGAACUUUGAUCUGAGUGACACUCCCGACUCGUUUGGUGAGUUCAUCUCAGGAAGAGCGUUCCGUGGCGGAGGUCAAACUUUCCAGAUCGAGGCGCUCCCUGGUAACGAGGUUCAAACCUAUCGGAUCUCACUUUCAGAGCCGUAUCUGCUUGAAUCGAACUACUCAGGUUCGGUGAGCGCGUUCUUCCGAAAGCGCGACUUUGAUGAGUUCGAUGAAGAACGCUACGGCGGCACGCUCGGACUGGGGCGUCGAUUCGGGACUCGAUGGAUCGGCAACCUGAACUUCCGAUACAACGAGAUCGAGCUGAGCGAUAUCGAUCCGGCGCGUCCUGUCGAUGUGUUCCGCGAUGCGAUGCCGACAACGCUCGUUGGUCUCUCGGCUUCGCUCUCGCGGACCACGCUCGAUUCGCGCACUCGACCCACCAAGGGUUCACGCAGUUCGAUUAGUGUUGAACAGGUCGUGGGUGACUAUCAGUUCACGCCGAUCAACUUGAGGCACAACACCUUCAUCCCGAUCCGUGAGGACUAUCUGGGACGAUCAACGAUCCUGAAACUCAGCACGCAGGUUGGGUAUAUCCCGCAGGGCCGUGACGAUACGCCGACUUAUGAGCGCUACUACUCCGGCGGACAGCAGUUCCGUGGAUUUGAGUUCCGUACGAUCUCACCAAAGGGCAUCCGCAACGAUAAUGGAUUGCCUUCGGACGAUCCUGUUGGUGGUACCUAUCAGUUCUUCUUUGGCGCUGAGAUUCAGCAGCCGAUCUAUGAAGACUUCUUGUCGCUCGUCGCGUUUGUUGAUUCGGGUACGGUGACCUUUGAUCCAGGAUUCGACGAUUACCGCGUUGCGGUGGGUUUUGGGUUCCGUAUUUUCAUGCCGGCGUUAUCUCCGGCACCGCUCGCGUUUGACUUUGGUUUCCCGGUCGUGAAGGAAGACGGCGACAAAGAGCGGCUGUUUACCUUCUCGGUGGACCUGCCCUUUAACUAA
Messenger RNA from Symbiodinium sp. CCMP2592, 2949 nucleotides. Lineage: Eukaryota; Dinophyceae; Suessiales; Symbiodiniaceae. The record is from the annotation of a GenBank genome assembly.